This is a messenger RNA of Phytophthora infestans T30-4, 3372 nucleotides long. RefSeq lists its product as uncharacterized. The record is from RefSeq and is a predicted model, not a curated record. The transcript has 4 exons. The coding region runs from base 1 to 3372 and encodes 1123 amino acids. NCBI's taxonomy places the organism in Eukaryota, Oomycota, Peronosporomycetes, Peronosporales, Peronosporaceae.
AUGAAGAUGGAGACUCUGGCGUACUUGGCGCGCUCGGAUAGCUCGGAUUCGGACGACUCCAGCGACGGGAGCCCUACACCUCUGGACCCGGAGUACUGGCGAGGGAUCACGCAUUCAAGAGAGGUGGCGCCAGCGCGCAGCUCUUCCUACAGACACCCAAGUAGAGUGGAAACACCUUCUUCUCACCACUACGACCACCGCAACUACGCGCCGGCGACCUACCCCAUGUACGAUCAGAAUCCGCACCAACGCCCUAUGACGUCGCCCAACGUCAUGAUGCAGAGCCACGGAGUCUACACAGGCCCUAGUGCCCGACUGUCGCCGAUUAACUACCAGAUCGGAUCGCCUAUCUGCCCAGUCUCACACAUGGAUGCAAUGCUCGAAGGGAGCUACAUGCCACACUCUGGUGGGACGAUGUUACAUGGAGGAGGAGCCGUAAUGCAGCGGUCAGCAGGGUGGAGCAGAUCACAGCCUCGGAACUAUCCAACUUCCGUGCCCCCCGCAUCGACACCGCAGCAUCUGAAGCUUCAAAUUCGGGAGGCGCUGGUGCGAGCGCAGGCGUACCUUGACUUAGUUCCGUUUUUCCAGUCGUACGAUCUAUCAUAUGCUGGAGGAGUCCGGCUGGGGGUGAUUCAGGAAGCGCUGGCCAGAAUGGGGGUGAUCCUCGGCGACCAAGUGCUUCAGAGUAUCGGCCAGCUUUUCAAUGUCCCAGGGUCUGGCCUGGUGGACUACGUGGCCUUCGGCCGGUUUCUUGAACUUGACCGUCAGGAGCUGGAUAACAUGCGGUCGGUGGUGGCGACUCGACGGAGUGUUUUAGCGAAUAGCGGCAUCGAACUUGGUGAUCUUUUUGCUCAGUAUGACUCGCACCACACUGGAUUUGUGCCUCGAUCGACGUUCGCGACGCUAUUACAUGACUACAGCAUCAUCAUACCGGAAACGACGCUGCACUUCUUGAUGAUAGAACUUGCGAAGCCUUCCGAUACGACGUGUGUUUCGUACGUGCGAUUUCUCGAAAUGACGGACGUGGGAGUUGCAAGGGCAAAUCCACCUCACAGCCGCACGAUGGAAAACUUUCCUCUUCACUUCAGUAGCUUGGGGGGUCAUCGAUCGGAUCCAUUCGCGCAUGAAAGCCCAGCUCGAGGCUAUGAGGUGCAAACUGCAGUACCUGUAGCCACACAAGCCACCAGAGUCGUGGAUCAUGCCUCUACUAGCUCAGACUUCGCUACUCCUCUACCCAGACUUGGUUGGGUCUGCCGAGUGUGUGCGCAUCAGCAGAUCGCGGAUUGGGCCACUCACUGUGAAAUCUGUGAAACAUCAAAGCCACGACCUGGGCUGCGUGGUGAAGGGUACAUCAAAUGCUUGCUCUGUAAAUUUGAUAACAACUACGACGUGGACGAGUGCGAGAUGUGCGGGCGGCCUCUGAAUUCUAGCAGCAAGAAGCUGUCGAAAGCAGCAGACAAGAAGCGCAGAUCGAAAAAGCGCUACGUCUCGAGCUCUUCGUCCAGCUCUUCUUCUUCUUGGUCUUCUUCUUCUAGCCCAUCAGAUCGUCGCCGAACCAGGAGACGCAAGUCAGAGAAGCGCUCUCGCUCGUCUCGAUCAACUCAAAAGAAGGAAGAGAAAAAGCCUCGGUUCCAACGAGGGGAGGAGAUUCAAGCCAUUCCACUUGGAGAAAGAGGCUAUGAGAUCGGUGUGAUUGCUCGCGUCCGGCCGAAUGGGACAUACGAUAUUGAGUUUGACAGCGGGCUAUACGAGAAAAACGUCGAGGAAAGUUGCAUCAUUGAACUUUCGCGAUCCCGUGUCAUUAAAGCCAGGGAUGUAUCGGACGGAGAAGAAACCAAGAAACAGCCGAAAAUGACAGAGUCUGAUGAGGAGCGUGAUCCCGGCUACGAACCUGGGGAUCGAGUCGAAGCUCGAUUCCAAGGACGAGCAAGAUUUUUUGCUGGUGUGAUCAAGAAGUGCCGUACUAACGGUCUGUAUGACAUCGAAUAUGAUGACGGUGAAGUUGAGGUACGAGUUCGCCCCAAAUACAUCAAACCAGAGGAGGCCAAGAAACAGCAUACGCUUCCGCCAAAAGAAGACGCUGUCAAAGUGUCUUGGGAAAAGGGACAGAGAGUAGAAGCUAAAUUACGUGGGCAUGCAGAUUACGUGAAAUGUAUCGUGUUUCGUGCGCAUGACGAUGGUAGUUGCGACUUGGAAGCAGAAAAUGGUGAGCUGCUCAAGCGCAUACCGGGCGAUAACCUUCGAAAGCGUGCUAGCUCGCCGGUGAAAAAGCCAAUUCUCGUGAACGACGAUGAAUCGAUCCGUCCAAAGCGACCCUUGGUAAAAAGACCAAGUGAACUUUCCGCGAGUGACGAUUCCUCUGCGCAACCCAACGUAAGAUUUAAGCAAGGACAGACAAUUGAAGCUAAGCGCAAUGGCCAGCCUAUAGAGGCUCAGUACAAGGGCAAGAGCAAAUUCUACCCGGGCGUGAUCUCGCGCUGCCGUCUGAACGGCACGUACGACAUCGACUACGACGACGGCGAGAAGGAAACGGGCGUGGCGGCCGAGCUGAUCCGGCUGCUGGGCAAGAAGGGCGGCGGCGACAGCGACGACGACCCGAAGCAGAAGAAGUUCCGGGAGGGCGACAAGGUGGAGGCUCAGUACAAGGGCAAGAGCAAAUUCUACCCGGGCGUGAUCUCGCGCUGCCGUCUGAACGGCACGUACGACAUCGACUACGACGACGGCGAGAAGGAAACGGGCGUGGCGGCCGAGCUGAUCCGGCUGCUGGGCAAGAAGGGCGGCGGCGACAGCGACGACGACCCGAAGCAGAAGAAGUUCCGGGAGGGCGACAAGGUGGAGGCUCAGUACAAGGGCAAGAGCAAAUUCUACCCGGGCGUGAUCUCGCGCUGCCGCCUGAACGGCACGUACGACAUCGACUACGACGACGGCGAGAAGGAAACGGGCGUGGCGGCCGAGCUGAUCCGGCUGCUGGGCAAGAAGGGCGGCGGCGACAGCGACGACGACCCGAAGCAGAAGAAGUUCCGGGAGGGCGACAAGGUGGAGGCUCAGUACAAGGGCAAGAGCAAAUUCUACCCGGGCGUGAUCUCGCGCUGCCGCCUGAACGGCACGUACGACAUCGACUACGACGACGGCGAGAAGGAAACGGGCGUGGCGGCCGAGCUGAUCCGGCUGCUGGGCAAGAAGGGCGGCGGCGACAGCGACGACGACCCGAAGCAGAAGAAGUUCCGGGAGGGCGACAAGGUGGAGGCUCAGUACAAGGGCAAGAGAAAAUUCUACCCGGGCGUGAUCUCGCGCUGCCGUCUAAACGGCACGUGGAUCAAAAUUGUCGAAUGGAGUACCAAGACAAUUACAUCGAGUUGGUUCUCGUGUUGA